GAUCCCCCGAAGUCGAAACCAAGGGCGGCGAGAGAGAGAACUCGGAGGGAGAAAAGACGGCAAGGAGCGGUCCAUCGGCACUCUGUCCUCCGCCACCCUGAAUUUUGAGAAUGAGCUGAGGAAGUAGCAGGAAGGGGCCAUGUCAGCCUUCUAUUCACAAUGAAUCAGGAUGGAGACACGUGUGACAAAGCAGUAACUCAGCAGAAUCCUUAAUCACCAGACCAGCAAGAGAAGCUGCAGAAUACACUGCAAGAAAGCAAACCAACUUCUUACUAAUUGGUUUGAUCUGGAGGAAAAAUACAUCAAUUCAAUAUGCAGGAAGUGAUUGGUUUCUGCAGAACUGUAUCUCCAGGAGUGAAUCAUUUUAAAUGUAGGUGUUUUAGUUUUUAGACGUCGCUCAAAUAAACUUUCUGAUGAAUCAACCUCACGGCCCACAGAGGUGACAGAGAAAUAAAGAAGGGAAAGAGAAAACAAACCCUUGGAAUAUAAACUUUGUGGCACUUUUGAACUGAACUUUUGGAAUAUACUGUUUCUGAACUGGGUGACUUUGGUGAUUUAUUAAUGUAAAAGGUUUUCAUUGAUGUUCUGAUACUCAUUGCUGGGAAUAAUACAUGAAGGAGAGCUAUGGACUACUUUGUUUCUUAUUCUGAGAAGCAGUGCUUUUCAGAAUUAUUUGACUCUUCUGAUGGGGAGGAGAUGGAAGAGGAAAGGAUGGAGAGAUAUGCAGCAGAUUUAGAGAUGAAUCCUUUUGAUGGAUUGCCGUUCUCUUCCCGUUACUACAAACUUCUCAAAGAAAGAGAGGAACUUCCAGUCUGGCAAGUGAAAUAUGCUUUCAUGGAAAGUCUGCAUCAUCAUCAGAUUGUGAUUGUUUCAGGAGAUGCCAAAACUGGUAAGAGCUCCCAGGUGCCCCAGUGGUGUGCUGAAUAUUCUCUUUCCACUCAUUUUCAACACGGAACGAUUGUGUGCACACAGACACAUAAACACACAGCAGUAUGGCUGGCAUUGCAAGUAGCUGAUGAGAUGGACGUCAAUAUUGGUCAUGAAGUGGGUUAUGUGGUCCCAUGUGAGAGCUGCUGUAAUAGUGAAACGAUCCUGAGAUACAGUACAGAUGACAUGCUACAAAGAGAAAUGAUGUCCAAUCCCUUUCUGAGCAAUUAUGGAAUCAUCAUUUUGGAUGAUGUGCAUGAAAGAACUCUCCCAACAGAUGUAUUGCUUGGACUCCUUAAAGAUGUAAUGAUAUUAAGACCCGAGCUGAAGCUAAUUGUAAUUACAUCUACUCAGAUGUGCACCAAACUACAGACAUAUUAUGGCAGCACGUCUCUCAUAAGAGUGAAAAGCAGAUACCAGGUGGAGGUUGUGUAUACCUGUUGCAUUCAGAAAGAUAAUUUCUCUUCUGCUUUAAGACUGCUUUUUGAGAUUCAUAACUCUAAAGAGAAAGGUGAUAUUGUGAUCUUUCUGGCCUGUGAACAAGAAAUUGGAAAAGCCUACAAGAUUAUUCAACAAGAAGGGCCUAAUUUAAAUCCUGAACUUGGUGAAUUGGUCCCUGUUCUUCUCUAUCCCAGUGAAAGAGAGAGAAUCCUCAAGCCAAAUGAAGAAGGGCCUUGCAAAAAUUACAGGAGAAGAGUGUUGCUAACUACAAGCUUUGGGGGAUCUUUGGUUUGGAUUAAAACUGUGGCCUUUGUUAUAGAUGUUGGGAUAGAGAAAAGAAAGGUAUACAGUCCUCGAAUCAGAACAGAUGCUGUUGUGAUACAGCCCAUUAGCAAAAGCCAAGCUGAGAUGCGUAGGCAAAUUCUGGGCAUGUCUUCAGGUAAAUGUUUCUGCCUGUACCCUGAAGAAUUUACAGAUAAUGAAGUGAAGCUGCUACCACCGGCCAAAAUUCAGGAAUCCAACUUGACCAGCAUGGUUCUUUUUCUGAAAAGAAUGGAUAUUGCAGGCCUAGGCCACUGUGAUUUCAUAGAUAGGCCAGCUCCUGAAAGUCUCAUGCAAGCUCUGGAAGAUCUAGAUUAUUUGGCUGCCCUGGACAAUGAUGGAAACCUUUCAGAAUUUGGAAUAAUAAUGUCAGAGUUUCCUGUCGAUCCACAGCUGUCAAAGGCUAUUUUAGCUUCGUGUGAAUUUGACUGUGUGGAAGAAAUGCUCACCAUUGCUGCCAUGGUAACAGCUCCUAGUUGCUUUUUAAACCCACCACAGGGAACAGAAAAGAUUGCAGUCGCUUGCUGGCAAAAAUUCUUGCAUCCUGCUGGAGAUCAUUUUACCCUUAUCAAUGUCUACAGGGCUUACAAGGAAGCUAGGACAAGCUCCACAGGCCUGUACCGUAGUACUGAAAAGUGGUGUCAAGAGUAUUUUCUGAACUGCUCUGCACUAAGAAUGGCGGAAGCUAUCAGAGCUGAAUUGGAUGACAUUAUGAAACGAAUUGAACUCCCAAUUUCAGCACCUGCUUUUGGAUUGAAAGAAAAUGUACUGAGGAUAAAAAAAGCACUCUUGUCUGGUUACUUUAUGCAAAUAGCUCGUGAUGUUGAUGGUGCUGGAAACUAUUUAAUGUUGUCACACAGGCAAGUAGCCCAGCUUCACCCUCUGUCAAUAUACUACAACACUGCAAGGAUCCCAGAGUGGGUUGUGUUCCAUGAAUUCAGUAUUGCUGAAAACAACUCUCUAAAAAUCAUCUCAGCGAUAUCACCUGAUCUGUAAGUAAGAGGAAGUUGGAAUUUAGGUUUUCAUUCAUGUUUGUAGCAUACAACUUCCAUUUAAGAGCACAACCCAACAUUACACAGCUUGCUUCCUGGGAAAAUUGGAGAGACAGGAGGGGUGGGUGAUCUCUGCCUUUAGCUUCCAGCAGUAAGAUACAUUUGUGUGUGUGUUUUUAAGCUGGCACCCCACCACCCACAUCGAUACUGUCAGUGUUGAAAGGUCUCCUAGCACUUUUCUUAUUUUAAGCAGGUUAUGACCACAGGGAACUGCCUUAUAUUGAGUCACACUAUUAGUCCAUCUAGCUCAGUGUUGUCAGUGCAGACUGUGUUUCAUACAAGUGUCUUUCUUAGUCCUACCAGGAGAUGCCCUGUAUUUCAUGUGGGAUUUUCUGCAUACAAAGUGUGUGCUCUAACAUUUAUGCAGAGUUUGGAUAUUUGGUAGCUACCUGUUCCAUAAUUUUGAUUUGGUGGAAAUAGUAUGACUCGUGCUGAAAGUUAUUUUAUGGGAGGUAUUUCAAAUAUCAUUAGGAUACUUUCACUGAAUUAUAGAAAUCCAACUGACAAUCUCAUGGAAGUGUACAAUAGUUCUAUCAGCAUUCUGAAAGUGUAUUAAGGGAGGCAAGGAAGUGAAAUGUUUUAAAGUUUUUAAAUCUCACCAUUUCACAAUUAAUUUUAUCUGCAGGGCUAGCAUGAUCCUAUUAUCCAAAUAAAUGCAGAAUCAAUGCAGAAUGGAUUUACUCAUUUUGGGCCCAUCAGCCCAAGCUAUGCUCCUAGUCUCCCAUUCAAGCAAAAUCCCAGUAAUGAAGUACUACCUGACAAGCUCUACAUUAGUUGUCCAGAAAUAGCCAUUGAGCAAAUCAUUUUAACUUCACUGUUUGCUUGGUGGCAUAGAUAAAUAACUUUUUUU
Messenger RNA from Podarcis raffonei (Aeolian wall lizard), 3591 nucleotides. RefSeq names its product DEAH-box helicase 32 (putative) (gene DHX32). The coding region runs from base 625 to 2685 and encodes 686 amino acids. Gene Ontology annotation, molecular function: RNA binding. The transcript has 11 exons. Gene Ontology annotation, cellular component: spliceosomal complex; intracellular anatomical structure. NCBI's taxonomy places the organism in Eukaryota, Metazoa, Chordata, Lepidosauria, Squamata, Lacertidae. The record is from RefSeq and is a predicted model, not a curated record.